Molecule: messenger RNA, 252 nt
Organism: Trichoderma reesei QM6a
Lineage: Eukaryota; Fungi; Ascomycota; Sordariomycetes; Hypocreales; Hypocreaceae
Exons: 1
Molecular function (GO): oxidoreductase activity
Source: RefSeq, a predicted model, not a curated record
CUCCAGGUCCUCUACACCCAGCCCAAAGAGGGCGAGUUCUUCGACAUGGACUACUACGUCAACAAGCACAUGCCCAUUGCGAACGAGCACUGGACGCCCCUCGGCCUCAAGAGCUGGCAGGUCAUCAAAUACGGCCCCGACGCGCCCUAUUACGGAGGAGUCCUGUUGCACUGGGAGAAGGCCGAGGACGCGUCCAAGGCUUUGACGGCGGCCGAGUCGCAGCCCGUGUUCAACGAUGUUCCCAACUUCACC